Pollicipes pollicipes is the source of this 2861-nucleotide messenger RNA. It is a transcript of the gene smo, whose product is annotated as smoothened, frizzled class receptor. NCBI's taxonomy places the organism in Eukaryota, Metazoa, Arthropoda, Thecostraca, Pollicipedomorpha, Pollicipedidae. Gene Ontology annotation, molecular function: patched binding; transmembrane signaling receptor activity. The transcript is spliced from 18 exons. The record is from RefSeq and is a predicted model, not a curated record. Gene Ontology annotation, biological process: smoothened signaling pathway; commissural neuron axon guidance; central nervous system development. Bases 132 to 2861 code for a protein of 909 amino acids. Gene Ontology annotation, cellular component: plasma membrane; dendrite; cilium.
UUUUGUACUAAUGAAAACGUGCCAUGGUUCGCAUUUAUAUUUUUAUGUACAUUUGGCACAAAACUGGCCAAUUUGGAAAGAUCAAAGUUUCCCACAUCGGAUAUAGGAUAAGCAUACUUUAAAAAUUGACGAUGGCGCGGCGUGGGCUGUGGCUGCUGCUGCUGCUCAGCAGCCUGGCCGCGACCGCGACCGGCGUCAGCGGCCAGGCGGACCAGCUGACGCCGACCGUGGCAGCCCGAGCCGAGGGGAGCGGCGACGCCCCGGCCGACGAGCGGCCGCCCGUGCCGCUGCCGGACGCCCGGCCGCCGCCGCCGUUCAUCGAGCGGCUGCCGGCGGAGGGCGCCCAGUUCGGCGCGCUCGACGACUUCUCGUCGCGCCAGGGCCGGCCGCUGCGCACGUGUCACCGGCCGGCUGUGUGUCAGCCGCUGCGGCGCGGCGCGUGCUUCGGCACGGCGCUGCGCCACACAGCCACCUCGCUCAACCUCACUGUCGGUAUCCGCUCGCAGGAGAGCGUCAAGGAGGAGUUGAAUCGGUGGGAGGCACUACAGAACAUUCCGAAAUGCUGGAGUGUAAUCCAGCCAUUCUUAUGUGCUGUUUUUAUGCCCAAGUGUGAAAAUGGAUCCGUGGAACUGCCAUCACUGGAGAUGUGUCAGAAGGUGCGCGGCCAGUGCCAGUUCGCCGACGCGCUGUUCGGCUGGCCGCCGUUCCUCGAGUGCCACGAGUCGCGCUUCCCCUCCAACUGCCGGAACUCCCUCCUGGACCUCAAGUACAACACGAGCACCUCCUGCCUGCCGCCGCUGGUGCCGACCAAGAACAAGCUGGCCUUCUACCCAACGGUGGAGGGGUGUGCCGAGCCCUGCCGCGGCCUGCUCUACACAGACCAGCAGCGCCAGGACGUGCACCGCUUCGUGCACGUGUUCGGUGGCCUCAGCUUCGCGCUUACCUUCCUCACCGUGAUGACGCAUGUCAUCGACUGGCGCUCCUUCUGCAAGUAUGCUGCCAACCGGUGCAUCUUCUACAUCAACCUCUGCCUGUGCCUGGCCAUCCUGGGCUUCCUGGUGCAGUUUGUGGACGAGUCGCGCGACACGGUCGUCUGCCACCGGGACGGCACCGCCCGGGGGCCGGGAUCGGAGGAGUCGGCCACUCCUUGCACGGCCGUGUUCGUGCUCAUCUACUACCCGGUGAUCGCCGCGCUCUGCUGGUUCGUCAUGCUCGCCUUCUCUUGGAACAUCACCUUCAAAACAUUUGGUCAGUCGCGGGAGAUCCAGGAGCGGCUUAACGGGCUGACCUCAUACUUCCACCUGAUCUCUUGGUCGGUGCCGUUGAUCCUGACGACGGCGGCGCUCGCCACCUCCGACGUGGUGGACAGCGACUACCUGUACGGCGUGUGCUUCAUCGGCUUUGGAAACUGGCACUACCGACUCGGCUUCGUGCUCGUGCCGUCCGUGGUGGCCACGCUCGUCGGCGGCUUCUUCCUGAUCCGCAGUGUGCGCUUCCUGGUGCGCCAGAGGCCGGACAAGACCGAGAAGAAGCUGGUGGUGAACAUCAGCAUCGCGCGGCUGUGCGUGUGCGGCUCGCUGCUGGUGGCGGCGGUGGCCGUCAGCGUCGCCUGCCACGUGCUCGAGUACGGCGGCCGCGAGCAGCAGCGCCACGAGGUGCACCGCCAUCUGCUGUGUCGGGCCAACGCUACGGCGCGCCGCCACCUGGACUACGGCUACGGCUCGCAGCCGGCGUGUCCGGUGUCGCCGCGGCCGGCGCCGCUGCUGCUCAAGGCGCAUGUCUUCUGCCUGUUCGCCGUCGGCGUGCUCUUCUCCAGCUGGGUGUGGCGGCGCUCCACCCUGCGGUCGUGGAAUCGCUUCUACCGGCGUGUGGUGGGCAAGCCCGAGGAGCGGCCGGUGCGACGCAUCCGCAAGCACCAGGUGAUCGCGCAGGCCUGGUCCAAGCGCUAUGACCUGGCGCAGCACGGCCGCAUCUCGCUCAGCUUCCACAGCACCCACUCGGACCCCGUCGGCAUGUACCUGGGCGGCCUCAACAGCGGCACGUCCGAGUCACCGUCGUCGUCGUUUUUCGCGGCGAUCCCAAGCCUGAUGGAGCGGCGCGGCGCGCUCAUCGGCUCCACGUCGUCGGCGCUGGGCCUCAGCCGCAACUCGGACGGCUCGCUGUACAGCGUGUACAGCCGCGGCAGCCGGUACAGCCGCACCAGCCGACACAGCAGGUACAGCAGACGGCUCUCUCACGACUCUGAGGUAUCACGCCGCCACUCUCUGGACUCGACGCGCUCGCUGUACCGCUCGGAGGCGGACCGGGUAGCAGCGCUGCUGGGCGUGGAGGCAGAGAGCGGCGGCUCGGUGCAGGGUCGUGACAACGCCAGCUACGUGGACUCGGAGCCGGAGGAGGUCGGCGCCGGCCGCGCGCGCCGUCGCUCGCACGAGGACGACGGUCGGCGCCGCCAGAGCCGCGGCCAGAGCUCCAACGUCUCGUCCGGCUCGUCGAUCGUCAACCUGCGCCAGCGGCUGCUGGGUGACGUGGCCGAGUUCGCGCGCGCGCGCCGCAAGGCGCCGCGCGACGCCUCGCCGCCCUGGACGGAGGCGGCCAUUGAGCUCGCCAAGCUGGCGGACGGCGGCGGCGCGCGCGAUAACCAGGCACUUGUCAGCGUGGCGGUGCAGACGGCACCGGCCGAGCCGACCGGCGACGGCCGCGCCAGCCUCACGCUGCACAACGACCUCCCCUACACCAAGAACGCGCAGCGGCUGUCGCUGCCGCUGGAGCCCGAGCCGGAGCCGGACGCCGAGAAGGCGCUCAACGCCAGCCGACGCUCGUCCGGCUCUGGCGGCGCGUCCGCACUGUUCGCGGUGCACUAG